Dovyalis caffra is the source of this 1158-nucleotide messenger RNA. NCBI's taxonomy places the organism in Eukaryota, Viridiplantae, Streptophyta, Magnoliopsida, Malpighiales, Salicaceae. The record is from the annotation of a GenBank genome assembly.
AUGGGAUCAUCCUGGAGUUGCUGUGGGAACGAGAAGGUCGAUGAAGCGACAAACAGGAUAAGUGGAACUGGUAACGCCACAUGGAGGAUAUUCACUUACAAGGAGUUGCAUGCAGCAACUAAUGGUUUCAGCGAAGAUAAUAAGCUUGGAGAAGGAGGAUUUGGAAGUGUCUACUGGGGUAGAACUACCGAUGGUCUUCAGAUUGCGGUGAAAAAGCUGAAGGCCAUGAAUUCGAAAGCUGAAAUGGAAUUCGCUGUAGAAGUUGAGGUUCUUGGAAGGGUUCGGCACAGGAAUUUGCUAGGCCUUAGGGGCUAUUGUGCUGGCACUGAUCAACGGCUCAUUGUAUACGAUUACAUGCCUAACCUUAGUUUGCUGUCCCAUCUCCAUGGUCAAUUUGCUGGGGAGGUUCAUCUAGAUUGGAAAAGGAGGAUGAAGAUCGCAAUUGGGUCAGCAGAAGGCCUACUGUACUUGCACCAUGAGGUCACACCCCACAUCAUUCAUAGAGACAUAAAGGCAAGCAAUGUACUGCUGGAUUCAGAUUUUGAGCCUCUUGUUGCUGAUUUUGGUUUUGCAAAGUUAAUCCCAGAAGGAGUUAGCCACAUGACCACUCGUGUUAAGGGAACUUUAGGGUACCUAGCUCCUGAAUAUGCCAUGUGGGGUAAGGUAUCAGAGAGCUGUGAUGUGUACAGCUUUGGUAUUCUCUUGCUAGAACUUGUCACAGGAAGGAAACCAAUAGAGAAGCUCCCUGGUGGUGUUAAAAGGACUAUAACAGAAUGGGCAGAACCAUUAAUAACCAAAGGGAGGUUCAAGGAUCUUGGUGAUCCAAAACUUAGAGGCAAUUUUGAUGAAAACCAACUGAAACAAAGUAUUAAUAUUGCUGCCCUAUGUGUGAAAAGUGAGCCUGAAAAUAGGCCUACCAUGAAGGUUGUUGUUAGCAUGCUAAAAGGGUAUGAUCCAAGAGGCAAAGUGAUGCCAACAAGAAUUAGAAGUAUCAAAUAUAAGGAAGAAUUGCUAGAACUUGACCAGCCUAGUGAUUAUGAAAAUGAUGGUGAUGGUCCUGAGGAAAAAGGGUAUGGAGUUUUUGGUGCCAUGGAGGAGCAAAAAAUGCAAGACCCUUACUUGCAUCAUGGAAAAAGCAGGAAAAUGGCAAGAAAAUAG